AUGUCGACAAGCCCUUCCUCAUCCGCGGUGGUCCCCACCAAGCGAAAACAUCGGCCGGGACUGCAACGGAUCCAAAUCGCAUGCGAAAGAUGCCGUCUCAGGAAGAACAAGCGCCAACAACCACGUGGUCACAUCGAGGAGUUAGAAGCAGAGAUCACAAAUCUCAAAGAACGUGUCCGCCAACUGGAAUUAGAUAUCUCGGUUCGAGACUCUGAAUUGGCAUCACUGAAGCAGAAUACUGGCACGCCUCCUGCUUCUACUGCCGGAAUCCCAGCCGCCAAUUCUGCCACCCCAUGUCUUCUUUCGGACUCGGAUCAUGACCGAGUGCGACGAGAGGGACCAGUCACUCAAAACAGGUCGAGCUGCACAUCUCCACUCUUGGCGCAGGUUUUGCUCUCACAAGCUGCAGCUUCGCAGGAGAUUCCCACCACCCCAGGAGGUCCGGGUGCGGGGGGAAGUUAUAGUGGAACAGCUGGAGCCACGGAGACGACUGUCAAACUCAGUGUUUCCUCAUCACUGCCCCCACAAGACACGGCCAAACAGCUCCAAGAAGCCUACUUUACUCUUAGAUGGCCAGCAUUACCAGUACUUCAUCAGCCCACCUUCGUGAAGCAGCAUUACACCAACGUAACUCAACUUGGUAAUUCUGCGAGCCAUGUAUCUAUUUUCCUGACGUUCAUGGUCUUCGCACUGGGUUCCAUUGACACCAAAGCGCAAGAGCUCACCUUUCCAGACGCCCAUCUUGACUUUUUCGAUGUGGCCAUGCAACAUAUGUCCGGCUUGAUUCAUGCAAAUAGCCUAGAGACGGUCCAAGGGUUGUUACUAAUGACCGUGUUCGCUGUGAAUGAACGGCGGAGAAUCAAUUCUUGGCACGGCAUUGGGCUUGCCGUGCGGACGGCAAUCGACCUGGGAUUACAUAGGGCUUCUACGUCGUCCUCAUCAGAUGUUAUGAUGAUGGAGAUGCAGAGACGGGUCUUCUGGUCAGUAUAUGCGCUGGAUCGCAAUGUCUCCAUAUCGCUGGGCAGACCUUGCUCCAUAAGCGAUGCAGAUUUCGACGUGCCCCUUCCUAGAUGUCAUUCUGAUGAGGACCUGGAGACCAUAUGCUUCAGCGCGACACCACUUGAAGACCAGCCUAGGAAUCCCCGAGACCUGUCUACAUUUCUGCACACAGUCGAACUCCGGCAGAUCCAGUCCAAGAUACAAAGAACACUUUACCCUGUGAAGAUGGCCAAUGCCAUAGACACCGUCCUCCUGGAGCAGGAGCGAUAUUCUCUACGACUUGCACUCGAUGACUGGAUCGCAAGAGCCCCGCGCUACUCCAAACCAACACAAGCAACGUUUCAGUCGCCCGACUGGUUCCAGAUUGCUUAUUCGCAUGGCCUACUCCUGCUGUAUAGGCCAUCACCAGCCUGCCCAAUAAUCAGCUUGGAGUCUUUACAGAUCUGUGCAGAUUCUGCCAUAAGCCUGAUCAGUUCAUACUCCUCACUUUACGCCAAAAACAAAAUCACAUAUACCUGGAUUGCCCUGCAGUCCCUGUUCAUGGCAAGUGUGACCAUGCUAUAUACCCUGUGGGUCAGCCCUGAAAUCCGCAAAAGUACGAGAAAGGUGGUGGUUCAAUCAAAUGUCAGGUCCUGUCUAGCUUUAUUCGAUGCCAUGGAGGACCACUGGCCAUUAGCACAAAAGUUUUACAGUAUCAUCGACCGCCUGGGACAAGCCGCCGUGGGCCUAUUCGACCCCAACAAUGACGCUCCCUCUCCCCUUUCUUCUAAUCUAAACAACGCGGCUCACUUUCACCAGAUCGACGCGGAAUACAUGGAGUGGUUCGGUACUCGUCACGCUUCACAGCUGCAGGUGCCGUCGCUGGAAGCGUGCCCCGCCGGCGUCGACGGAAUGAACGCAGCAAUAGAGACUGUCCUCUCAGAUCCGGAUCUGGCGGCAACCUCAUUCAACCAGACAGAUCUCUUGCCCGACUGGGGCGACUGGUUUCGCGUCGGAUUUGACAUGACGAUUCCGUUGAUGACGAAUGCAUUUAGUGGCCGGCCGGUUUGA
Diaporthe amygdali is the source of this 2049-nucleotide messenger RNA. RefSeq lists its product as uncharacterized. The record is from RefSeq and is a predicted model, not a curated record. Gene Ontology annotation, molecular function: DNA-binding transcription factor activity, RNA polymerase II-specific; sequence-specific DNA binding; zinc ion binding. NCBI's taxonomy places the organism in Eukaryota, Fungi, Ascomycota, Sordariomycetes, Diaporthales, Diaporthaceae. Bases 1 to 2049 code for a protein of 682 amino acids. Gene Ontology annotation, biological process: DNA-templated transcription; positive regulation of transcription by RNA polymerase II. The transcript has 2 exons.